This is a messenger RNA of Rotaria sp. Silwood1, 393 nucleotides long. NCBI's taxonomy places the organism in Eukaryota, Metazoa, Rotifera, Eurotatoria, Philodinida, Philodinidae. The record is from the annotation of a GenBank genome assembly.
AUGUUUCGACGAACACAGGAAACGUCGUCUUCGGCUUUAGAAACACGUACUCGAGAAAUAACUGCUGAUACGGAACGGCUUCACCAACGAUUACGAGAUAUAGCACAAUCUGUACUUAAUGAUGAGGAUGAUAUAUUCGAUGGAAAUGAUUAUGGACGAACAUCACCUCGACGUUUAUCACCAUUACGGGGUGCUGAUCGAUUUGAUUCACCUGAGCGAGGUUAUACUCGACUUCGUUCGCCUCGAUCGAAUUCACCUCAACGUCCAACGCAAGCAUCUCGACCACACUCUCGUAAUGUUUCACCAUCAUUUGCUGAUAGUACAUUUAGUGCUGUUCAUGCUGCAUUAAAUAAACGUCAAGUUCAGGUAAUAAAUCAUUAUUUAAAUCGAUAG